Endocarpon pusillum Z07020 is the source of this 1242-nucleotide messenger RNA. RefSeq lists its product as uncharacterized. Gene Ontology annotation, molecular function: zinc ion transmembrane transporter activity. Lineage: Eukaryota; Fungi; Ascomycota; Eurotiomycetes; Verrucariales; Verrucariaceae. Gene Ontology annotation, biological process: intracellular zinc ion homeostasis; zinc ion transmembrane transport. The transcript is spliced from 2 exons. The record is from RefSeq and is a predicted model, not a curated record. Gene Ontology annotation, cellular component: membrane. Bases 1 to 1242 code for a protein of 413 amino acids.
AUGAGGAACUCAAUUUCUACUCAUACUUAUCUGGCUGCUUCCGUCCUUACUCUGGUUCUUUGCGUUCAUGCCGAGGCCACAAAAGGAGCAUCCUCCAGAGCUCUGUUAACUCCAGAACAAAUAGGGGAGGGGUUGGAGCAAUGCUCGGUCGUACAGAAACUCAAUGCACACAAAGCCGCAACAAGUCCACAAACAGCCUCUGUCACCGCACGCAUCUUCUCUGUCCUCUUCCCAUCCGCCUCUCCCGCCAUAAAUGCCCUCCUAGCUACCGCCUAUAUCUCCGGUCCUCCGAACUUCCUCCUCGCACUAUGUCCUCCCAAUAUCGAUCCAGCUUCCCUGACCAUCAUGGUCGCGUUCGCCGUUGGUGGAUUGCUGGGUGAUACUCUUUUCCAUCUACUUCCAGAAAUAUUCCUAGGAGAGGAUCACCCUGAUAAAGUCCAAUUCGUCCUCCUAGAACCCAACCGCAAUCUGCUACUGGGUGUGGGAAUUAUGGCCGGCUUCGUAGCUUUCGUGGCUAUGGAUAAGUCAUUACGGAUUGCGACUGGUGAAGGAGGACAUUCGCAUUCUCAUAACUAUUCAGACGCGAAAGACCAGGUAACUACAUCCACCUCUUCCGGUUCUUCCACCGGAAAGGCCGCAAACGGCGAGCUCAAGAAGCGCAAACCCGACGCCGACUCCAACUCCGCUCCUAGCAUGCAACCUUCAUCAACCCCACGGAACCCCUCUGUUAAACUCGCCGGCCUUCUCAAUCUCCUCGCAGACUUCACUCACAACAUAACCGACGGUCUUGCCCUCUCCUCCUCCUUCUACGCCUCCCCAACACUCGGCGCCACCACCUGCGUCGCUGUUUUCUUCCACGAGAUCCCGCAUGAAGUCGGCGAUUUCGCAUUACUCAUUCAAUCAGGAUUCAGUAAGCGGAGAGCCAUGGCCGCGCAGUUCUUGACAGCAGUGGGUGCGUUCUUGGGGACGUUCAUUGGAAUUUUUGUGAACGAAUAUGGUGGUGGAGGGGAGAAAGACGGGACAGGAAUUGGGGGGGGAAUUUGGGGAACAAGCUUGAGCUGGGGCGACAUGCUGUUACCAUUUACGGCUGGGACUUUUCUGUACGUGGGCACCGUGGCGGUGAUUCCGGAGUUGUUAGAGGUAACAGGACGGACGAAGAGUGAGGAGUUGAGGAAAACGGGAUUGCAGUUCUUGGCUAUGGCAGUUGGAGCCGGAAUCAUGUUAGGGAUAUCGUGGUCAUAG